AUGGUUGGUUUUGAAUUUAAAAAUGGUCGAUCAUAUCUUGUCUAUGAUGGUAUUGUAGUGUGUGCUGAGUUCAAGGAUGCACUGCUAGAGGAUUGGGCCGAUGCGUCUGUCCCAAUUGUUGUUUUGCUUCAAUAUGCAAAAGUGAAGGAAGAGGGAAAGUAUCCACUAUCAGUGACAAACACCUAUCAUGUAACUAUGCUAUGCCUCGAUGUUGAUUUUCCUCUGCUAACUCCUGUGCAAAAGUUGUGUUCUAAGGUUGUUGUUUUGCCUAUCACUGACAUUAUCAAACUUCAUGAUAUCACGUUUUGUGCUACUGUGGCUGAAACAAAAGUUUUGGUUGCGUCUCCUUUUGGUUGGUAUUACCAUUUCUGCCAUCUCUGCCCCUGCAUUGCACGUGGUGACAUUCCUCUCUUUGAGUGUGAGGCUGGUCAUUCGAUUGGGGCAGAGAUCUUUAGGUACAAAAUUGAGAUCAAGGUUGCUUAUGCAGGAAAGAGCUGUAACUUUGUAUUUUGGAACAGAGAAUGUGAACUGCUUUUGGGUGUAUCUGCUUCUCAAUUGCGUCAUACUAUGAUCAAAAUGUUGAAUUUAGAGAUGACCUUUAAGGUCAAGUGGAAACCACGUUGGAAGAAUUGUUCGGUUGUUAUGCUGCUAAAAAAUGACCCUUUCAUUAAAGAACCUAAAGGUCCAUGGAAAGCAAUUGAGGUUAAAGAAAGCAUUGAUGAAGCCAAAAUGGAUGCUCCCGAUGAAUAUGAUGUCGUAGCAGACAUGGAGAUCACAUUUGAGCAUAAACCGGGUCCAAUAAGACCUGCUGGAAAAAGACAACUCCUGGGUGGAUCAAGCGAAUCAACCAGCUUUGAAGGACUUUAUGACGGAGAACUAUCGUCGAACAAGCUUAAAAUGAUUAUUAAGUUGGAAAAGAAUGAAUGGGCAAUGUUAUAG
Messenger RNA from Vicia faba (fava bean), 939 nucleotides. Lineage: Eukaryota; Viridiplantae; Streptophyta; Magnoliopsida; Fabales; Fabaceae. The record is from the annotation of a GenBank genome assembly.